This is a messenger RNA of Portunus trituberculatus (swimming crab), 3089 nucleotides long. RefSeq names its product GTP-binding protein 4-like (gene Non1). Gene Ontology annotation, biological process: ribosomal large subunit biogenesis. Bases 144 to 2102 code for a protein of 652 amino acids. The transcript has 11 exons. Gene Ontology annotation, cellular component: nucleolus. Lineage: Eukaryota; Metazoa; Arthropoda; Malacostraca; Decapoda; Portunidae. The record is from RefSeq and is a predicted model, not a curated record. Gene Ontology annotation, molecular function: GTP binding; RNA binding; GTPase activity.
AAAUGUAGAUGUGGACAAGAUGAUGUAAACACGAGCACGAGGGACAAGCGAGGAGGUAGUUAACGUGUUGCGGGGACUGCAACUUUUUGUGCUCCAGGAGGCGGCUGUUUUACGUGAGCUGAGUCUUCUAACCUAAAGGCAAGAUGUCGCACUACAACUUCAAGAAGAUCACACCUGUCCCAACAGCAAAGGACUUUGUGGACAUAAUACUGUCCAAGACACAGCGUAAGACACCCACAGUUAUCCACAAGAACUUCAAGAUUUCCCGGAUCCGUCGCUUCUACAUGACUAAAGUGAAGUACACACAACAAAAUUUCCAUGACAGACUCACCACUAUUCUCUCAGAGUUCCCCAAGCUGGAGGACCUGCACCCUUUCUAUGCUGACCUGCUCAACACCCUGUACAACAAGGACCACUACAAGCUGUCCCUCGGCCAGAUUAACAUGGCAAGACACUUGGUAGACAAAGUGGCAAGCGAUUACACCAAGCUACUCAAGUAUGGCGACUCCCUCUACCGUUGUAAGCAGCUGAAGCGCAGUGCCCUGGGCCGCAUGGCAACCAUCAUGAAGAAGCAGGCACCGCCCCUCAAGUAUCUGGAGGAUGUCAGGCAGCACAUCUCCCGUCUGCCCUCCAUUGACCCCAACACUCGUACCCUGCUUGUCUGUGGCUGCCCCAAUGCAGGUAAAUCUUCCUUUAUGAACCUGGUGACCCGAGCAGAUGUGGAGGUGCAGCCAUAUGCCUUCACCACCAAGUCCCUGUACGUGGGUCAUACUGACUAUGAAUAUCUCCGCUGGCAGGUGAUUGACACUCCGGGAGUAUUGGACCGACCAUUUGACCAGAUGAACACUAUAGAGCUCCAGGCCAUCACUGCACUUGCACACAUUCGAGCUGCUAUCAUCUUCUUUCUGGACAUCUCAGAGACUUGUGGUCUUCCCAUGACACAGCAGCUCAAGAUCUAUGAAAGUAUAAAGCCUUUAUUCUCUAACAAGCCGUUGAUUGUGGCCUGCAACAAGGUGGAUGUCACCACACUGGAGGAACUAGAGCAAAACUUCCCUGAAAAGCGGGCUUUGGUGGCACAGCUGGAGCGUGAUGGAGUGCCAGUGAUGCAAAUGUCAACCCUGACACAGAAAGGUGUCAUGGAGAUCAAAAAGGAGGCAUGUGAUCGUCUCCUGGCGAUGCGUGUGGAUGCUAAAAUGCGCACCAAGAAAGCAGACUCUAUCUUAAAUCGUGUUCACGUUGCCAUGCCAGCUCCACGGGACCAGAAGGAACGGAUUCCCUUCAUUCCUGAGAGUGUACUGAAGGCCAAGGAGAAGAAAAAGGAGGCUGAGGCCAGUGGUGAGACUGAGACAGAGGAAGACCCUAUGGAGGUGACAAAGAAAAAACUGGAAAAGGAUAUAGAAGAGGAACUGCAAGAUGACUACUCCCUUGACCUGAACAAGAAUAAGGAUUUGGAGAAUGAUGAGUGGAAGUAUGACAAAAUCCCUCAGUUUUGGGAAGGCUACAAUGUGGCAGACUUUGUGGAUCCUGACAUUCUAAAGAAACUAGAAGAAUUGGAGGCAGAAGAGGAAGAGCGUGAGGCAAAUGGUUUCUACAAAUACGACAUUCAGGAGGAAGACGAUGCCAUGAAGGAGAUCCACCGUCUUGCCCAACAAAUUAGGGAGAAGAAGAUUAUCAAUGCUAUUAAUGCUAAAAUUGAUAAGCCUAAGGGCAAGGCAGUGAUGCCGCGUGCCACAAAGAAGAGGGAACGAGAACGCUCAGUGUCACGACUUCGAUCAGAGUUUGAAGACUUGGGUGUGGACAUGUCUGAUGUGCAGGGUUGCCACUUCACCAGGACGUGCAGCACCUCCCGUGCCCGUCCUCCUAUCAAGAAGGCUCGCUUGGACUCCGAGGGAAGGGUUCGUUCCAGCUCGAAGACUCCUCGUGAUCAGUCUGGCGUACGAGAUGUUAAGAUGGCUAAGAAGAUGAAGAAGAUCGGCAAGAAGGCACAGAGUAGUAUGAACAAGGAUGGCCGCAAGGGUGAAGGUGACCGUCAUGUAUAUGAUCUGAAGCCUAAACACCUGUUUUGUGGCAAAAGAGGUUUGGGAUCUGCCAACAGGAGAUAAGGUACCAGCCAUAGCCAUUGUUGGGGUAGUAUGUGCUGGAUAACUUAACUCUCCAGAUUCUUCAUGUUGAAGGUGUCUGGUUAACUAGCAAGGGAUGUUAGAUGAUAAAUUGCAUCUGUUGUGUUCCAAGAAGAUACUUCUGGGAUAAUGUAUCAGUAGACUCUGUAAAACUUAACUUCUGUAAUUAUUUGUAGAAAUUAACAUUCGUAUUAUAUGAGAAUGAUGGUCUGACAGAAAAGGAUAAGAUACGUUGUUGGCCUCCUCUUCUACCUUGUGGCAACUAUUGAGAUAUGGUGUGUAUGGUGGUCAUGCUUAAGUAAUGGGGAUAUUUUGACCAUGCCUUGUUUCCGGUGGUUUAGAGGACAACUGGCCAAAAAUGGUUGGUAGAAGAAAGGCCUAUUCAGUGCCAGUCAUGGAAAUUAAGCAGUGUCACUUAUCCUUCUCUGGCAGUGUGCUGUUCGAACAAUAUGUGGCUCAUUUCAGUGAUAAACUUAUGUUCUUUGACUUUGUUUCUCUUCUAAAUUGUUUCAUUCUAUUACUCUGUUUGGGGAUGUUAUGGGGAGUUGUGUAAAUGGUGGGUUGAUGUUUGGAGAUUCUUGUCAUGAUCACCGUUUUGAUGCAUUUUGAUAAAGAUUGAAUUGAUAUUGAAUGCAUCAGUCAUAUUUGUUUGUUUAUUUGUUUGUUUAUCCAUUAUUAUUAUCAUUAUUAUUGUUAUUAUUUACUCACUUUUUAUUUAUUUAUUAAUUUUUUCCUAGUAAAAUUGAGAUGAAAUGGAAGAGUUGAGGGUGAACAUCUAUCUGUUGGUGCUAUUUGAGACAUCUUCUAAACACUAGAAAUGUUUGAGGAUCAAGUGGUAUUGUGGUUGCACCCAUGUGGUACAAACAUCUCUUGCUCCUGAGCAUCACAUUUUAGAUAUUGAAAUACUGUUACAUCAGUAAUUUCUUACUGAUAAUAGUCUCUAAAUCUAAAUAAACACCAGAGUGCAUA